Molecule: messenger RNA, 2080 nt
Organism: Linum trigynum
Lineage: Eukaryota; Viridiplantae; Streptophyta; Magnoliopsida; Malpighiales; Linaceae
Source: the annotation of a GenBank genome assembly
GCGAAGAAGGGAACGAUCCACUGUCACUGUGUACGACGACGAGGGAGACCUGAGAAGAAGAAGAAGAACAAAGAACAGCCGAUGGGGCUUGGGUUAGGUGUUAUGCGUACGAUUGAAUUUCUACUCUUGAUAAUUGCGAUUCUCUCGGUUCCUGUACUCUCCGAUCUGAUCCUCUCCAAAGUCGAGCGACGGAUUGAUUUGACCUCACAGAUCGCACGCAUCGCCUCUACAAUCAAGGCGGAGAAUGAUGGUUCAAGUUCGGUUUCAGAGAUUCUGCUGUCCAUCCCUGAAGUCCAGGCGAAAAAUCUGGCUUAUUUGACUGUAAAACUUGUUGAAGGGAAAGGGAAAGCAAAAACAUCUGGUGUUACUCUCGCGGUUGAACCUGCCAAUCCUAAAGGGAUGCCACCGGCUUUGAGUUUCUACACAAUGCUAUUACCCAAGCCUUUGGCUAAUGGCGAUAGCGUGACCUUAGAUGUUUUGGCUGCAUUUACCCAUAGCUUGAGGCCAUUCCCCGAGAAGAUCACUCAGGCUGACAUUCAGCUCGUGGUGUUCCAAGAUACUGCACACUAUCUCUCUCCUUAUCCAGUCAAGGUUCAAUCCCUCACUGUGAAGCUGCCCGACGCUAGGAUAGAGUCAUACACAAAGCUUGAGAACACAAAGGGUCUUGGUUCGGAGAUCAAAUAUGGCCCAUAUGAGAACCUCCCUCCAUUCUCAUACUCUCCGGUUGCCAUACAUUUUGAAGCCAAUCAGGCAUUUGCUGUUGCUCAGGAGCUCGUGAGAGAGAUCGAGAUCUCCCACUGGGGGAAUGUGCAAGUAACUGAGCAUUAUGACAUUGUCCAUGGAGGUGCCAUGAGUAAGGGUGAAUUUUCCAGGCUUGACUACCAGUCCAAACCCCAAAUCCGAGGUGCAUCAGCCUUUAAACAUCUUGUUGCUAAACUGCCUCCGAGGGCUCAUUCUAUUUAUUACAGGGAUGCGAUUGGAAAUAUAUCAACAUCCCACGUCAGGGGGGACUCAAAGAAGACGGAAAUUCUGAUUGAGCCUAGAUAUCCACUAUUUGGUGGUUGGAAGACUGCAUUCACUAUUGGAUAUGGUUUGCCGCUACAGGAUUUUGUGUUCGAGUCAGAGGGGAAACGUUUCUUAAACUUCUCCUUUGGUUCUCCUAUGCAUGACUUAGUAACAGAUAGCAUCACUUUGAAGGUUGUAUUGCCCGAAGGAUCCAAAUAUCUCUCUGUUUCUACUCCAUUUGUUGUGCAACAGGAAGAAGAGAUAAAAAUGUCUCAUCUAGACAUAUUUGGCCGACCUGUUGUUGUGCUGAAAAAGGCCAACGUUGUGCCAGAGCAUAAUCAAUUUUUCCAGGUCUAUUACCAGUUCAAUGCACUUGCAAUGCUGAUGGAGCCAUUCAUGUUGAUCACUGGAAUCUUCUUCCUUUUUGUCACUUGCAUAGUCUAUGUGCAUGUUGACUUAUCUAUCUCCAAGUCUUCAGCUUCGUAUCUAGCAAACCUGCAGUGGGAUGAUGUGAGAGCAACAGUGCAGCAGAUUCAAAAUACCGUCAACCAGUGCCUAUCCACACACGAAAAGCUAGAGGCAUCACUACGUGAUCUCUCCAGAACAGGAGAUGUGCAAGCUUGUAAAGCCGCACGCAAGGCAACCGAUGGCCUGUUGAAGGAGUUGUCGAAGGAACUGAAGCCCUUGAUCUCGUUCUUGCAAUCUUCACCCCCUGCUGCUCAUAUUUUCCCCAAGGUAGAGGAGCUAGUAGCAAAGGAGAGGGAAUUGCAGGAGAGGCUGAUGGCCAAGCACUCGAUCAUAGUUGAUUCCUACGAGAAGAAGCUUGGAGGUAGGGAAACCGAGAACCGGGUUGCUUCUGUGCAACAGAAGAUUGCAGCUUUGAGGCAGGACAUUGAAGAUCUAAUGGAAUACAUUGACGAAAUAUAAAAGGCUGGUUGCUGGAUAGAAUAGAUUGCCCAAGUUUUGUUGCACUGGGACUGCAGAAUUAUGCUAGUAAUUAGCAUUAGACGUUUCCUGUACUAGUUGCAAACGUUUAUAGGUAUUAGAAGAAGUGAGCAUUGAGGGUUGUUUACUG